Mustela lutreola (European mink) is the source of this 3505-nucleotide messenger RNA. It is a transcript of the gene ST13, whose product is annotated as ST13 Hsp70 interacting protein. NCBI's taxonomy places the organism in Eukaryota, Metazoa, Chordata, Mammalia, Carnivora, Mustelidae. The record is from RefSeq and is a predicted model, not a curated record. Bases 227 to 1336 code for a protein of 369 amino acids. The transcript has 12 exons. Gene Ontology annotation, molecular function: Hsp70 protein binding; protein dimerization activity.
GGUUCUAGGAAGUGCGCAGGGGCAGAGGCGGAGGAUUAGGAAUGGACGGGCGAAGGACCCGGGGUCACGAGACCGUUGGGUAGGCGGAGCCAGCGCCGGGGAGGUUCUAGUCUGUUCUGCCUCGCGGCAGCCGCCCCCUUCUACACGAUCACGCUGAGCUAGUACCCGCGCCUGGAAUCGGGUCGCAACCCCAGCCGCGCCUGCCGCCUGCCACUGCCUCUGGACCAUGGACCCCCGCAAAGUGAGCGAGCUUCGGGCUUUCGUGAAAAUGUGUAAGCAGGAUCCGAGCGUUCUGCACACCGAGGAAAUGCGUUUCCUGCGGGAGUGGGUGGAGAGCAUGGGGGGUAAAAUACCACCUGCCACUCAUAAAACUAAAUCAGAAGACAGUAUCAAGGAAGAAAAACCAGAUAGUAAGAAGGCGGAGGAAAACAUAAAGACAGAUGAACCAUCAAGUGAGGAGAGUGAUCUAGAAAUUGACAAUGAAGGUGUGAUUGAACCAGAUACCGAUGCCCCUCAAGAAAUGGGAGAUGAAAAUGCAGAGAUAACCGAGGAAAUGAUGGAUCAGGCAAAUGAUAAAAAAGUGGCUGCCAUUGAUGCCCUAAAUGAUGGUGAACUACAGAAAGCCAUUGACUUGUUCACAGAUGCCAUCAAACUAAAUCCUCGCUUGGCCAUUCUGUAUGCCAAGAGAGCCAGUGUCUUCAUCAAAUUACAGAAGCCAAAUGCUGCCAUUCGAGACUGUGACAGAGCUAUUGAAAUAAAUCCUGAUUCAGCUCAGCCUUAUAAGUGGCGCGGGAAAGCACAUAGACUUCUGGGCCAUUGGGAAGAAGCAGCACAUGAUCUUGCCCUUGCUUGCAAACUGGAUUAUGAUGAAGAUGCUAGUGCGAUGCUGAAAGAAGUUCAACCGAGGGCCCAGAAAAUUGCUGAACAUCGGAGAAAAUACGAGCGAAAACGUGAAGAGCGAGAGAUCAAAGAAAGAAUAGAAAGGGUUAAGAAGGCUCGGGAAGAACACGAGAGAGCCCAGAGGGAGGAAGAAGCCAGACGACAAUCAGGAGCUCAGUAUGGCUCUUUCCCAGGUGGCUUUCCUGGGGGAAUGCCGGGUAAUUUUCCUGGAGGAAUGCCUGGAAUGGCAGGGGGGAUGCCUGGAAUGGCAGGAAUGCCUGGGCUCAAUGAAAUUCUUAGUGAUCCGGAAGUUCUUGCAGCCAUGCAGGAUCCAGAAGUUAUGGUGGCCUUCCAGGAUGUGGCCCAGAACCCAGCGAAUAUGUCAAAAUAUCAGAGCAACCCAAAGGUUAUGAAUCUCAUCAGUAAAUUGUCAGCCAAAUUUGGAGGUCAAGCAUAAUGCCCUUCUGACAAAUAAAGCCCUUGCUGAAGGAAAAGCAACUUCAAUCACCUAAUGGAUGUCGCAAUAAUACAAACCAGUGUACCUCCGACCUUCUCAUGAAGAAAGCUGGGGUGCUGUGAAGAGAAUCCCUACCCCUCUGCUCCCCAUGCAACUGAAACAUUCUACAAUGGUUUGCCAUUAGGGUAUUCAUUCAGAUAAUAUUUUCCUACUAGGAACUACAAACUUUAAACACUUUUUAAACCUUAAAAAUAUUUAAAAACAUAUUAAAAGGGUGUGUUAGUCCCUACAUUCUUCUUUACUAAUCAUUUCAGUUUUUUUCCUUUGGAUUAAUUGGGCAAGGAAGAUAUUUGAGUGUGGAAGAUUCAUUGCUCAGUUAUAACGAGUGAAAUAAAGGUUUAUUAGUAGGAGGCAAAUAAUACAUUAAAAUAGAUGAAGUUUGAGUUGGAGAUACGGUUUCUGAGGCAUUUUGACUUGUCUUUUUAAAUGCUUUAUUUUUUAAACACAAUUUAUUUUGAUAGAACCAUUGGGACCACCAGUAUUGCAGUCGGACCUGGGUAGGGACCAGAAGUGCUUGGCAGGGCAGCAACAACCUUACUUCUUUUAUAUAGUGUGCACCCUUGUGCAGAUGCAUUUAAAUCUUACACUGUGGUGAAGGGAUGAUUUUUAUAAUGCUGCAGUAGACUUGGAUUACUUAGCUGUGUUCUUGUCUGAUAUAGAAAAUAAAUGUUUUGCAUUAUUUCCACAUAGGGGAAAUAAGGGAAUACCUUUUUUUUUUUUUUUUUUAAAUAUUUCUGUGUUUAGAGUGACCUUUCCUGGUCAGAAAAUACCCAUCUCUUUGUGUGCUUUCUGCUUAUUUUCAUGUCCCCCCUUCUCCCCUCCCAGUACUCUUUGGGCUAAAGAUAGUCCUUUUUCACUGGCGUCAUCACUAUUAUCAUCAUUCAAAGCAUAAUUGUGCAAGUAUAUGUAAUGCUGGGUUUACUAUGUAAUACAUAUAGUGAUUAUGUAAGGUAAUACCCAUAACAGUUGUAGUUUCUUACUUGGCCAAGUGAUUGCAUAUUUAAAUGUUAGGUUUCUGCUUCGGUGAGAUCUUAACCAUCUCAGAAGAUAUUGGAAGGAGGGAUUUCCUUUGAUGUUCAGUCUUCUGAGGAAAUACCUGUUGGAGUUGGAGUUUAUCUGACAUUAUUCAUCUUCGUAGUUUGGAGAGUAUGAGGUUUGAAUUCAUUGAUAUACAUAGAGGGGAACCAAAUUUCUUGAUCCAGUAUGAAUUACAAAAUUGAUGAGAUCCAUGGUUCUUCAUUGUGGGGUUGAUGGCAUUAUGAGUGUUCUUAUUCAGCUCUUGAAUACUGCACCAUAUCCCCCACCUCCUUUUUUCCUUCCCUCUCCUCCAAGGAUAAAGAAAUGAUGGAUUUUCUGUUGUACAUUCAAAUCUUAACAUUAAUUAAGACUAAGUCUAGGCACUGUACUAGGAAUUGCUAGGUUUCUACCUUUCCAAUUUAACGUGCUGGUGUUCAAAAACAGUUGCCAAGGGAUGAGACCCUCUAUACUUUGCUUAUUUGAAGAGUCAGUGGUAGGAGCAGUGAAGAAAAUUCCAUGGAAUAAUUUCUGAAAUAGCACAUUUCUGAAGUCAUAAGUAAGUUGAUUCAGGUUCUAACCCUUUAUACAAGCAAAUAGAAAUGCAUCUGUUAUAUAGUGAGAAAAGGCUGUAUGCUAACUGAGCAUGCUUUUUAAGUCCUUUAAAAAUACUCAGCAUAUAAACUUGCGUUUGAGCUUGUCAGUGGUUUUUUUGUUGGUAAUGUGUGUUCUCUCUCGAAUUUUCUAAUGUGUGCUGUGAAUAACCCAAGAAGACCAGUUCCUUUUGGGUUCCUUAUUUGAUUUACUUUUUACUUAAUUAUAUAUUACUUAAGUACAUUCUAACAUUGCAGAUAUUACCGUAAGUGGGUAAAAGUAAAAUUGGUCUUCUGAAAAUGUGUCCUGUGCUCUUAAGUUCCACAAAUACAAAGUACAUUCAUUUUCAUAGAAACUCAGUAUCAUUUCUAAACCAGAAGUGUUUUUUCUUGCACUAACAAUGGUGUAAGAAGGAAAAGUAAAGGAGUUUUUUUCUGCUUAAAAAUAUAUAGUUAUUGGAUUUCUAGCUACAUUGAAAAUAAAGUAUGGUUUCAAACUGGA